AUGAAAUUGUCUACAGUUGUCGUGUUGGCUGGCCUAGCCUCCCGAGCGGCGGCCCGGUCCCAUGGUCGAGGUAUUUGCCAAAGCCUGAGCAAAGCAGCUUCAUGGCCUGGCCUAAUACUCCUUCUUUCCGCAGUGGCGGCCUUGGCGGCGUAUGUAUCUUCGAACGUGGCCGUCCGGCCCCGGAUCGAGGGCGCCUGUGUCCGCUCCGACGCCGCGCUCCGGUGGCUCGCAUCGCAACUGUCCGAAAACGCGGCAAUUUCCUGUCGCGGGCAGCCUCUCCAGCAGCACAACGCGGACCGCUACUGGGGCGAGCAGUUUGGCAAGAACGCGUCCGUCGUCGUCUACCCGGCCACGACGCACGAUGUGAGCCGGGCCGUGCAGGCCGCCGCCUGGUCCCCAUUCGGCCGCGAAUUUUCCGUCGUUGGCGGUGCCCAUAGCCAGGUCAACGCUAGCAGCAGCUACGGCUUCGUCCUGGACAUGUCGUGGAUGAACAGCUCGCAGCUGAUUCUCAACUUCACAGACACCGCCACCGCCGGCGCUCCGAUUGCGGCCGUCGAGUACCAAGGCGGUGCCAACUGGGGCCAGGUGCAUGCCGUGACCAAUGGGACCGGCUACGCGGCCGUCGGCGCGCGCGUGGCCAAUGUCGGCGUCGGGGGCUUCUCUCUCGGGGGCGGCAUCGGCUUCCUGGCCGGCGCGUACGGCUUCGCCACCGACCGGCUAGUGCGGCUGGAGGUGGUGCUGCCGUCGGGGGAGGUCGUCACGCCGACCAAGACCAACGAGCACGCCGACCUCUUCUGGGCGCUGCAGGGCGGCAGCGGCCAGUUUGGCAUCGUCACCCGGUUCUGGCAGCGCGCCGUCGCGGAGCCCAAGAGGAGCACCCUCGCGUUUUACUACGUCGAGGACGAGUAUGUCGCGCGGCUGCGCCAGCAGACGGUCGAGUUUUUCGACACAAACAAGGACCCGUUUAGCGUCGUGUACUACAGCUUUGGCUAUCUGCCCGACGACCUCGGCAACGCGACGCCGGAGAGCUACGCGAAGCGCACCCUGCUCAUCACGGUGCAUUUUGACGACCCGACCAGCCCGGGCCAACUGAACAACACGGCGACGUUUGAGCGGCUGCUGGACGGCAUCGACACUUCACGCGGCACCGUCGUUUCAACAGCACACUACGCCGACCUCGCCUUCAUCGGCGAGGCGGCAUAUCCCUACGGGUACCGCCGCGGCUUUUACGGCGGGCAGACGUCCGCCAUCGACGUCGACUACCUCGCGCGCCAGACCGAGACGUUCUGGCGCUACGUCGACGCGCUCACCGAACGGGGCGAGCACCCUUACUCGGCCUCGUUUGUCGUGCAGUACAUGCACCCCGGCCUGAGCGGGCACCUGCCCGCGUCCGACGCCGACACGGCGUGGCCGCACGCGGUGGUCGGCCACCAGACGCUCUUCACGGCGGCGUACAAGCACGCCGAAAACGACGCCCUCACUCUGGCGGCCGUGCAGGCGCUCAACGAGGGCACGUACGCGCAGCAGCGCAAGAUCGGUGGCGGGCGCGUUCUGGCCAACUAUCCAAACUACAUAGCGCCGGGGGACGGCGGGUGCCGCGUCUGGGGCCGCAACGUCAAGAGGCUGGUCCAGGUCAAGCAAAAGUAUGACCCUGGAUGCUUGCUUCGCAAUGGGAAGGUAUUUGCGAGUCAGGGGUGUGUAGAAGGAGGCUGGGCCAAUGUGUUUGAUGAUUGUGAAUGA
Cordyceps militaris CM01 is the source of this 1740-nucleotide messenger RNA. RefSeq names its product FAD binding domain protein. Bases 1 to 1740 code for a protein of 579 amino acids. The record is from RefSeq and is a predicted model, not a curated record. Lineage: Eukaryota; Fungi; Ascomycota; Sordariomycetes; Hypocreales; Cordycipitaceae. Gene Ontology annotation, molecular function: oxidoreductase activity; FAD binding. The transcript has a single exon.